CAUCAAAGUAAGCAGAGCGAAAGUAGAAUGUGUGGAACAUUUCAUUAUUUUACUCCAUAACUCAUCAUACUUUCGCAAUGAGACACAGAAAGAUUCUAUUUGUGUUCAUUUUUCUGGUAGCCACGAUGUGUCUUCUGAUGACGUCCUUAAUACAGACUGAUUCCAAGCUCACACUUUCCCCCACAAAUAAGUGUGUUGUGAUUGUCGAUCGCGAAGACAUUGUGUAUCCGUACUAUGGUAAUCGGUUUGGAAAACACUGUCUUGUUGCACUGGAUUGGGGAGAAAUGUGCCCUGAGUUGUACACAGAAUUGGGAGGAAAAUGUAACUUGAUCGACAGUACAAUUCAAUGUCCUGAUAUUCGAAACCACGCAAAAUUUCGCAACCGACAGGCGCAACUCGUCAUGACCAGAAUGCUACGUAUUUUUGACCUCAUAGCGCAGAAACACAACAUUGACUACUGGAUAUUUGGCGGGACUUUACUUGGUGCUGCAAGACAUCAUGGAUUUAUUCCGUGGGACUACGACAUAGAUAUUGAAAUGCCUUUGGAAGAAUAUGUGAAAUUUUUCCAAGUCGCAGCAAAGGAUUUACCGCCAGAUAUUUUCUUUCAGAACUCUAUAAGUGAUCCAGCGUUGAAUCCGGAUGACCCAAGUGGUUACUACAAGCAUGAAAUAGUUGGUAUCUACGAAGCAACUUGGAACCCAAGAUUACGAGAUAGAUAUAGUUGCUAUAAAUUCUGUAUGUCCUACGGAUGUACUUGGCAUGAUGGGCUCAUGAUUGACAUGUUCGUGUCGCCUCACAUGAACAGAUCUGCCGUCCCGCGUAGACGAAUAAGUUUCGAAGGUUUCACCUUUCCUGUGCAAAAUGACUGGGAGGAAUAUUUAAUAGAAAAUUUUGGCGAGAAGUACUUUGAAGUUCCAAUCGAUCAAGAACCGAAAGAAAGUCCAGACGUGUUCCAUGGAUGCGAGGAACUCAAAGGAAGUUCUUAGAAGAUCUCGCGAUAGCGUGAUUUCCUGGAGUGACUUGCAGAGAUGUAACACGAAACAUACUCCAUUAAGAAAAAUAACAAGCUGUAUCAAUUUCCACUCGCGCUUUUUUAAUCAUUGCAAAAUUUUAAAAUCUAUGAAAUUAAAAAAAUAAAGAACUGAAAGAAAAUAAAAAGA
This is a messenger RNA of Pocillopora verrucosa, 1160 nucleotides long. Its product is annotated as ribitol 5-phosphate transferase FKRP-like. The record is from RefSeq and is a predicted model, not a curated record. Lineage: Eukaryota; Metazoa; Cnidaria; Anthozoa; Scleractinia; Pocilloporidae.